UAGAUCAAAAUGGCGGUACAAGCAGCAGCUCAAAGCUACAGAAAUCUGUCUUUGAAUGAUAUUUUUGGACAAAGGAGGGGAGCAUCAAGAGAUGAAGAAUUAACCAGGGAUCUAUCAGCAAAUUUUUUGAAUGAAUGCCGAUUUGCAGUUCCUCCUGGAACCGAUCCCAUAGAGUUUUUAAGACCUUUUGCUAAUGGAGAAAGUGAUGUUAAGAUCCAUUUUGACCAUGGAACAACUACUUUGGCCUUCAAAUUCCAACAUGGUGUCAUUGUAGCCGUUGAUUCAAGAGCAACGGCUGGUUCUUACAUUGCCUCACAGACGGUGAAAAAAGUGAUUGAAAUCAACCCAUAUCUUCUUGGGACAAUGGCUGGGGGAGCUGCUGACUGCUCUUUCUGGGAGAGACUUCUUGCCAAACAAUGCAGGAUUUAUGAGUUGCGCAAUAAAGAGAGAAUCUCAGUGGCUGCUGCAUCUAAACUUCUUGCCAACAUGGUGUAUAACUACAAAGGCAUGGGGCUCUCUAUGGGAACCAUGAUAUGUGGCUGGGAUAAAAGAGGGCCAGGUCUGUACUAUGUUGAUAGUGAUGGCACUCGCCUGUCCAAUGACAUGUUCUCUGUUGGCUCUGGUUCCACCUAUGCUUAUGGUGUGUUGGACAGUGGCUAUAAGUAUGAUUUGAGUGUUGAAGAAGCUUAUGACCUGGGUCAGAGAGCUAUUUACCAUGCCACUCACAGAGAUGCAUACAGUGGGGGAGUGGUGAACUUGUAUCAUAUGAGACAGAAUGGAUGGAUCAAGGUUUCUCAAACAGAUGUGGCCAAACUUCAUUACCAAUUUCAAGAAGAAAAGCAGAAAUAGAAAUCAAGUUUAUGUCACUCCAUAACUUUACAUGUGCUGAACGAUAUUGUCAAUAAAAUUUGUGUCAUUGUCUUUAAAGUA
Messenger RNA from Pocillopora damicornis (cauliflower coral), 930 nucleotides. Its product is annotated as proteasome subunit beta type-5. NCBI's taxonomy places the organism in Eukaryota, Metazoa, Cnidaria, Anthozoa, Scleractinia, Pocilloporidae. The record is from RefSeq and is a predicted model, not a curated record. Gene Ontology annotation, cellular component: proteasome core complex; cytoplasm. Gene Ontology annotation, molecular function: threonine-type endopeptidase activity.